AUGAACAAUUUGGCUGCCUCUAUCCUUGCUGCUGAAGAUCACCCAUUGCAUCAGGAGUUAACGGAGGUGAGGAAGACAAGAAGAGAACAAGAGCAAGAAGCAGAAGAUGACGGCAUUGAAGAUAUCAGAUCUACUGGAAUGACGAGUAGAGACAAAGGCGCGAGCAGCACUAUAGGUGUACUACAAGACCUAGCGUUGCUCCAAAAAUCGCUGAUUGCAAGAGGCGCUUACAAGGCCUGGCGCAUACGGGAAUUGCUAGCGUUGCAGAGCGAGGAGGCAUUCGACGUCGCUGAUGAGAUCGCGCGGGUACAAAGUUCUGCGCGACGGAGAGCAGAGGUUGUCGCAGCGCGAUUGAUGAUUUUAAAUGGCAGUUCAACAGAUUCUGAUUCCUCUGUGCGGCAGAACUCAGCAUUAGCAGCGCUUUCUUCCCGACAGCUUCUUAGAAUCGAGGCUGCCUGCGCGAGGCAGCAAAGUUACUUGCGGGGGCUCAGGCUGACAUACGACACUUUGUGUGAGCGCUUUGCAGCCACUAACUUCUCCAGUGCGCGACUUUACAGUGGUGGCGAUGAGGGUGACGGUGAAAACAGCCUAUUUCUAGCAGGCGCCGACAGGGUGUUGGAUUUUCUCUCAGACAAAGCGAAAUUCAUUUCACGUUUCAAGCGCGAGAUGCUCACCGGCGAUCCGAAGCUCUACCGAGGUUUAGGCCUGGAUCACUUCCUGGACACAAGGUCUGGACAGUGUGUAGAAAAAUGUGACAAUGCACUGGAAGAUAUCGCAGCUCCUCGCGCAGUAUCAACUGAAGCAAAGACCGCAGAUCCCUGCAGUAUCAAGGAAGAAGCAGUGGAGAAGCCCUUUCGAAACUGGUGUUUGCAGUGCAACAGAGGCUUUCCAGAUUUUCUACUCGUGAGGCACAAGUUGUGCGUCUGGUGCGAGCAGCGCAUGAGGGAAGAAAGGCCUACGGCAUGCCCUUUCUGCUGUAUUCAUGAGUGGUAUACCAAGGAGCAAGAAGAAUCGCGAAUACUGAAGAACCGCAUGAAAAAAGAAAAGCGACGCUUGGUCCUGCUGGCCGCUUGUGCUGUCAAGACUGAAGCCGCGGUUGUGAACUCGUCGCCGAGAAGUGUGACCAUGAAAAAAAGAGAACAACAGCAGCAUGUUCAUCACCAUACCCAGCAUUAUGAAGCUAACCACAAUAAUGAGACCAGAAACGUUCUCUAUCAGACUCAGAGCAGCCGUUCGACUUGUUGCAGCUCGGUUGAUUCGAGUGGUGAUAGGGAAGCACAGAAUCCGAACGAAAAAGUGUUCUCUAAGCCUCAUCUAGUACAGGAGCCUUCCGAAAAAUGCAUCUUGCUAUUCUGUCCGCAUCAAAAGAGGUGCGCCAAGUGCGACAUUGACUUCGAGCAUUGUGCCUUGUGCAAUCUAGCACGCGGUGACGGCGAGGACGUGAGUCAGCUAGCUGCAAGUUUACGUCCCACACAUCUUUUCCUCGAUUUCGAUCGCACCAUAAGCAGCACGAAAUGCGGCAGUGAUCCUCUGCAGCGAGAGUACGUGGUGGAUCCUGCACUACAAGAACUGUCUAAUACUUUAGCAAGCAGCUCGAGCUCCAACUCGUCUGGUAGUGGUACUGGAUCUGAUCUUGUUCCACCUUGCCGUCUACUGGUGCUGACACGGAAUUCUCACGAGAAGAAUAUUCGUGAAUUCCUGCAACAGAAAAACUUUGCUUACUCAGACGUCAUCGUGGCAGCAAAAGGCGCUCGGAAGUGCGAAGUAAUGAAAGACAUCAUGACAGACCAAAAUCAAGAAGGACGACGCAGCACUGCGCUCUUCGCUGACGACAGUGCUGCAGAGCAUCUGUUUAACGACGACGCGAUAACCAGAGUCCUUUUUGCGAGAUAACAAAACCAAUGCUUGUCCGAUAGUAUUCUUCAACUCGUUGUUUCAGCGACCAUACUAUAAACGCAGUUCUGUUUUCCCCAUGUCUCGCUUUUCAGGUCUCAAUAGUUUGAUUUUGCCCUCCUUGCUGCUGUCAUGAGGACAAUGCCUCUCCUGGCGACGCAAGGAAGAGGGCUACCUAUCAUGUCAGAGUUUAUUGUGCGGCUUACUAAUAUGUUUGAGUGCUUGUCAUAGAUACAUAGGGGUUCAGUACUUGCAAUGUCGGUUUUUGGAUUCUGAUCUUCGGUCUAGAUUAUUCACUUUCUGCACUGAAAAUGCAAUUCUCCCCACCUGAUUUGGGAUCUUGCCAUCGACAAUAAGAGUCUCUCAGACACGAGGACUCGAACUCGAA
Messenger RNA from Amoebophrya sp. A25, 2281 nucleotides. Lineage: Eukaryota; Dinophyceae; Syndiniales; Amoebophryaceae. The record is from the annotation of a GenBank genome assembly.